Pocillopora verrucosa is the source of this 7074-nucleotide messenger RNA. The record is from RefSeq and is a predicted model, not a curated record. Lineage: Eukaryota; Metazoa; Cnidaria; Anthozoa; Scleractinia; Pocilloporidae.
ACCAAGAUGGCCGACCCUUCCCCCUAAUAUGAUGAGGGACGUGAUCACGUUCCUUCCUGGCUAGGAUUUACUUAGAUUCAACUGAAACCCAAGCUAAGGAUGGCUACAGUCUGGGGGAACGAGGACGUAGCCUGCUACUUCACCACGAAGCAUUCGUGGCGCGGAAAAUACAAGAGGAUCUUCUCCAUUGGAACGAAAGGAAUUACAACGUACAAUCCGUCUAACCUCGAGGUCACAAAUCAGUGGGCAUACAAUGACUUCUGUAGAAUUGCACCAAGUGCAAAGGCUCCUAGUGAGCUGAUCAUAACUAUGAAGAAAACUGGUGCAAGUAAAAAGAUCCAGAGUAUGACAUUCUCCACAGAGCACAGGGCUGAUCUUUUGACAGAGGCUCUUAGAUUUCGUAAAGAGUUCUCAGACUUCAAAGCAGGAAGUGAAGUGCGUUUCAAUGGAUACAAGUAUCAUUGGAGUGACACAAGGCUGCCGAUAGUGUUAGAGGUUACACCUUGUUCUUUGGACCAAAUUGAUCCUACAACAAGAGAAAAGCUGUGUUCAUAUGAUUACAAGGAUUUGGAAGGUGUUGUGCAGGUGUCAGACUAUCCUGGUGGAAUUGCCAUUGUUUAUGGUGGUUUCAGUAGACUUCAUCUCUUUGCACUGGAACAGAGAGAAGAGUUAAUGAAGAAAAUGUCAGAAUAUGCAAUGGCACAUGUUGGAGUUGCAAUCAAACAGAGAAGUAAGCCUAUAACAUUUGAGCAGUUUCAAAGCCACAAAUUUGGAAAAUUCAGGUAAGUUGAAUUUGUUAAAAAUCUGAUUGAUUUUCAAGUUGUAAAAAGAGGCAGAAAGUCAGUUUUUAGAGUGCCAGAUCCUGUUGUUCGCACAUUGUGUUUAUCAGAGACAUGCAUGAUAGAAAGAGACCCUGCAACAUACAUUAUUGUGAGCUGUCAUCCCCUCUCUGAUGUAUUUGCCAUCAUCCGUUCAAAUGAUAAUCCUCAAAUGUUCACCAUAGAGUUUGUCCGUGGAGCAACAAAGAGGUUCAUGUCAACUGAAAGGGACUCGCUGUUGGCCAGUCUGCUUGAUGGAGUUCGUGCCAGCGGCAACAGGGAUGUCUGUGUCAAAAUGAAACCUACCAUUAGAGGUUUUAGAUUUGCACCAGUCAUUUCAACUGUGGAUGAGGAAGUUGAAAGUCAACAUCUCAGAUUUCUUGCAGUUCCUCCAGCCACAUUUGCAGAAGCAGUUGAAAGAUUUAACAGCAAUAUUCCUUACAAUGGAUUGCUCCAUGCAGUCACACAAGAUGGGCUGUUUGCUGAAAACAAGGAAAAGCUCAUAACAGGAGCAAUCACUGCACUUUUAGCAAUGGAAGGUGAUCAGAACACCAUCUCUGUAGAAGAUUUAGAAGGACAGUUUCAAGCCAUUCGCAGACUUGUUGCUUCAAAAGCAGGAUUUGAAGCCUUCACAACUCUACCCAAGUUCAGAGACAAGCUUGGAGUGAAGGUUGUAAAAGCUCUGAAAAGGAAUGAUGAUGGAGUCACACAUGCUGCUAUUGAUAUGCUCUGUGCUUUGAUGCAGCCCAUGCACGACAAUUAUGACCUCAGACAGGAACAGAUGAAUAAGUCUUCACUUGUGUCAUCCAGGAAAUUCCUUGGCACAUUGUUAGAUAUCUUCACUACACAUGUAAAUAGAAGCACAGGGGCUCUUGUUGUUAGUUCACUUCUGGACUUCCUUACAUUUGCAUUGUGUCCACCAUACAGCGAAACCACAGAAGGAACACAGUUUGACACUUUGCUGGAAAUGGUUGCAGACCUUGGGCGAAAUAUUUUUAGGCUUUUUCAGCAUCCAUCCAUGGCAAUUGUCAAAGGAGCUGGCAUGGUUAUGAAAGCUGUCAUUGAGGAAGGAGAUUCAGAGAUUGCAGCGAAAAUGCAGGAUCUUGCUUUGGCAGAGGGAGCCCUUCCUAGGCAUCUUCACACAGCCAUGUACACACAAAGUACAGACAGUAGGCUACUCACAAACAGGCAGCUCAGCAGACAUUUGGUAACCCUGUGGGUGACUGGCCAUCCCACUGCGAUGGGUCUUCUGAAGAGGAUCAUGCCUGCGGGUCUAAUGAACUAUCUUGAAUCAGAGGAGAAGGUCCCAGAAGUGGAGUUAGAUAAACUGCAUGUCAGAGACAACGUCAAACUUGCUGAGGAUUCUUCCAAACCCAAGAAACAUCAGUACCUUGUGCAACUGGAUGUUGUACUCACUCACUGGAGGACGAAGAUGGGAUUGAAGUCAAAAGAAACAAACCAGAAACCUGUCAUUUUAAGAAAAAGAAGGCAAAGAAUUAAGAGUGAUGCAAACUGGGAACUUUUCUAUUACAAGUUCAAUCAAGAUCAUUCCAUGCCUAAUCUUAUCUGGAACUACAAGACGAGAGAAGAGUUGAGGGAAGCCUUAGAGGCAGAGAUGAGGGCAUUUGCUGUGGACAAGGAUCUUGGUUCAAAUCACGUCAUCUCUUGGAAUCACCAAGAAUUUGAAGUGAGAUACGAGUGUCUUAGUGAAGAGAUCAAAAUUGGAGACUACUACCUCAGACUGCUUCUCGAAGAAGAGGAAGGAAAAACUAUGAUCCACAAUUCGUUGGAGUUCUUCAAUGAUCUUUACCACAGAUUUCUUCUCACUCUGAAGCCUGCCAUGAAAGCCAUGUGCUUACAGGCCAUGACCAAGGUAUACAGCAAAUGCUACGAUGAAAUUGGUGCCUUCAAUGACACGCGAUACAUCGUUGGAAUGCUUGAGAAGACAACAGACAGAUUGGAGAGAGAUCGCCUUAUACUCUUUUUGAAUGCACUGAUCAAAAACAAGAAAAAUGUGAAAGAGAUGAUGGAUGUGAAUGGAAUCAGAGUUCUUGUGGAUCUUCUUACACUGGCCCAUCUUCACACUUCAAGAGCUGUAGUGCCACUGCAGAGUAAUCUGCUUGAGGCAUCUCCCGAAAUGAUGCAGCGUGACAGUGAGAAAGAGUGGUACUAUGGCAAUAAGGAGAAAGAGAGGCUGGGGCCAUUCAGCUUUAAAGAGAUGAAGGAUAUGUCAGCUGAAGGAAUUCUCCGUCCUGAAACAAAGUGCUGGGCUCAGGGUAUGGAUGGAUGGAGACCCCUGCAGAGUAUUCCGCAGCUCAAGUGGUAUCUACUGGCAACAGGCAGUGCAGUAAUGAAUGAAACAGACCUGGCUGUCUUGAUCUUGAACAUGCUGAUCAAGAUUUGUGAAUUUUACCCCAACAGAGAUGUUGAUGGUGCCAUAGUGCGGCCUCUCCCAAGAGCGAAGAGAAUGUUGUCAGAAGCAACAUGUUUACCCCAUUUAGUUCAGCUUUUGUUGACCUUUGAUCCUAUCAUUGUGGAAAAAGUGGCCAUUCUUCUUCUAAAUAUGAUGGUGGACAACCCCAUCCUUCCACGAUUGUAUCUUACUGGAGUGUUCUUCUUUAUAAUGAUGUACACUGGGUCAAAUGUUCUCCCCAUUGGAAGAUUUUUGAAAGAAGUACACACUAAACAGGCCUUCAGAUCUGAAGAGAGUCAACAGUCAGAUUUGUUCCAGAGGAGCAUAAUCGGGCCCAUUCUCCCGGAGGCCAUGGUCUGUUAUCUGGAAAAUCAUGGUCCUGACAAGUUUGCUGAGAUUUUCCUUGGCGAGUUCGACACACCAGAAGCUAUUUGGAACAGUGAAAUGAGGCGGCUGAUGAUAGAGAAGAUUGCUACUCACUUAGCGGACUUUUCACCAAGAUUACAAAGCAACACAAGGGCCUUGUACCAGUAUUGUCCUAUCCCAGUCAUAUCCUAUCCUCAACUGGAGAAUGAACUGUUCUGUAAUAUCUUCUAUCUGAGGCAUCUGUGCGACACAGAAAAGUUUCCUGAUUGGCCAAUCAGAGAACCGAUUCGGCUGCUCAAGGACAUUCUAGAAGCGUGGAAAAAGGAAGUGGAAAAGAAGCCUUCGACAUUGACGGUAGAUGAAGCAUAUGACGUUCUGAAAGUCAAAAGAGACCCUUCAGGACUUGUCGAUGAGGCGAAAGUUAGAAAAGCUUACUUUAAAAUGGCGCAGAGGUACCAUCCAGAUAAGAAUCCAGAAGGAAGGGACAUCUUUGAGAAAGUGAACAAGGCUUACGAGUUCCUCUGUUCCAAAUCCUCUAAACAAGUUCAAGGCCCAGAUCCGCAUAAUAUUGUACUUAUUCUCAAGGCUCAGUCCAUUUUAUUCAAGCGACACAAAGAUGACCUUCAGCCAUAUAAAUACGCCGGCUACCCGAUGUUGAUUAAGACCAUCAGACUCGAGACCGUGGACAGCAGUUUGUUUUCAAAGUCAGCACCGCUUCUUACAGCUGCCAGUGAACUGGCUUAUCACACGAUCAACUGCUCUGCGCUAAAUGCUGAGGAAUUACGUAGAGAAAGCGGAAUUGAGGCACUUCAAGAGGCUUAUGACCGUUGCUUACUGGCUAUUACUGGCAUGACUGAACCGAACGCCAUUCCAGUCCAAGUUUGCACUCACAUCACGAGGUGCUACACAGUGGCAGCCCAGUUUGAAGAGUGCCGAGAGAAGAUCACUGAGAUGCCAGAUGUUAUUAAAGAUCUUUGUCGCGUCCUUUAUUACAGGAAUCUUCCAGCGCUCAAUUCUGUUGCAGCAGAAUGUGUCAGUGCUUUCUCUGUGGAUUUCUGGCUUCAAACCCAACUAUUACAGGCUGGUGUACUGUGGCAUCUACUCUUGUUUGUGUUCAGUUACGAUUACACACUGGAUGAAAGUGGAGUGGAGAAAAGUGCAGAAACCAACCAGCAGGAAACUCUGAACAGUCUUGCUCGUCUGAGCAUCGAUGCUCUGGCUCGACUGGGAGGAUAUUUGACUGACGAAAAUAAAACCCCUGAGAAUCCAGCCAUACGAAAGUCUUUGUCCAGUAUGUUCACACCGUAUAUCGCCAAACAACUCAGCAAUGAUAACCCAAAGGAGAUCUUAAAGUUGCUGAACAGUAAUACAGAAAAUCCUUAUCUCAUUUGGGAUAAUGCUACACGUGCAGAACUGACUGAGUUUCUCGAAGCCCAACAACUACGAAAGAUCAAGACGGGCGACUGUGAUACUUCGUUUGGGGCACGCUUCACCUUCUCAGUUUUCAGUGAAGAACUUAUUGUUGGCGAAAUCUUUGUUCGUAUUUACAACGAGCAGCCUCUGUUUCCACUUGAGGCCCCAUUAAAAUUCGCAGCAGAUCUGAUCGACUUUCUUGGUUCGGAAGCACAGUACCUUCAUUCCGUUAUGGCGUUGACGGCUUCGGAACUGGAUCUCAAGAAGAACCAAAAAAGACUGGACGCUAGUGUUAUGGCCCUGGAGGCACUACGAAAUGUUAUCAAGAAUAACGCAGGCACCGAAGCUCAAUGCAUAGGACAUUUUAGGCUGAUUUUCUCAUUACUUCGAAUGACUAAAGCAACAAAACUCCAGAAGUUUGCACUUGAGGUCAUUUCGUGCACAACAGCCAACAAGAACUGUGUUUCCAGUAUUGCUGAUUCAGACAUUCUUGGCUUCUUAUUCCUUACGCUCCACACGCUUCCUUCAGAUCGGUUGUUGACUGUUGAUACCAUGCAUGCACUUUGCUCCAACACGAAGAUUGUCAAGGAGACAAUGCACAAAGGUGGUCUUAUCUAUCUACUUGACCUGUAUACUAAUGGUACAAACCCAGUGGUGCGGGAAAGGUCAGCGGAGUUGUUUGCGAAGAUGAUGUCGGACAAGCUUAUUGGACCAAAAGUCAAGAUCGUGUUGUCCAAAUUCCUGCCCGCCAUCUUUAUGGACGCCAUGAGAGAUAGCGCACAAGCCAGUGUGCACAUGUUUGAAGCAAAUCAGGAGAAUCCGGAGUUGAUAUGGAAUACAGAAGCCAGAGAGAAAGUCUGUUCGGUGGUGAAAGAGCUUAAAGACAGACAUUAUCAGGAGCAGAAAGACAAUCCCGACAUCCAGUGGAAGCUUCCUGACAACUUCGAAGUGAUGUUUGACGAAGCUGCUGGAGAAUUAAUCGUGGGUGGAAUUUACCUCAGAUUGUUCAUACAGCAACCGGCUUGGGUUCUGCGGAAGCCAAAAGAAUUCCUUGUUGCUCUUCUACAGAAGUUUAUUGAACUACUCUCAAAAUCUUCUCAUGGUGAGACUCUGGAGACUGUUACCCAGGCCACUCUAUGUCUUUUCACUGCGCAACCACAACUCGGAGACCAGGUUCCAGGUCUCGGCCACAUUCCUAAUUUAGUCAAGGGUAUGAGCUCCAGUAAUGAUGCAGUCAUCAAGUCCGCUGUACAAGUGGUUCAUUUACUCUCAGCUAAUGAGAUUUGUGUUCGAAGCAUGGCCCAGGUGACUGAUUGCAUCAGUCACGUGAUCAAAGGAAUGGACGCGAGACCAGAUGUAGUGGGAUUGGCUUGUGAAGCACUCCACAGAAUGUUCGAAAAGAAUCACACAGAGCUUGUUGCGCAGGCGCUCAAAUUUGAGUUAGUCCAGUAUCUUUUAAACCUUCUGAACGGAGCGCUCAAAACUGUAGAGAAUCCUGCAGCCACCAAAGCUCAAAUUGUCAAGGCUCUGAAGGCGAUGAUACGUGACUUGACCCACGGCGAGGAGAUCAACAAGAUUCUGGAAGCUUCCACAGUGUGGGCCUCGUACAGAGACCAGAAACACGAUCUAUUCAUAUCGGACAAACCUGUGGCUGGCUACCUGACAGGGGGCGCUGGAGUUGCUGGGUACCUGACAAUGGGCUCUGGCAAUGCGAGCACCAUGUCCAGCGUGCCCCCGCCUGUGGACCGAGUGGAGAAUGGUAGUUGAUGUCACGUGACAUUGGAUGGUGCCAGUCAAUAGUUAAUUAGGCAGGCUGUGUUUACUCGAGCGUGACAGAGGAUACUUUGUACUUCCUACAUCACCAAAACCAUUACAAAUGUCAAAGUUUUUUCAUGAAUUAUUUAUUAUAUUAAUUUUUGUUCAUGUUGCGAAUUCUUAUCCAGAUGAUUUACAAACUUUUUCCGAAUGGAAGGCUGUUCGCAGUUUUCGUAAUUGAUACAUUCAGCUAGCGGAUUUUACAAAAUUUUGCAACAGAGUUUCGUUCAAGGAAUCGUGUGUUUACUG